Molecule: messenger RNA, 576 nt
Organism: Dentiscutata erythropus
Lineage: Eukaryota; Fungi; Glomeromycota; Glomeromycetes; Diversisporales; Gigasporaceae
Source: the annotation of a GenBank genome assembly
AAAAUGAUGAAAAUGCUAUUUUUAAUAUAUUGGUUAAUGAUUAUGCUAUUCAAGAUCAUAAUUUCACAGUUAAAGUUGUUUUCCCACAUUCUAAUUCUCAGCUUGCGCAUUUGAAGAGUACUAUUCGUCCGCACGAUUCGCUUGUUUUUGUUGUUGGCCAAAUGGAGGUCGUUGAUAAUGAUUUUUAUGUUUAUGCAAAAGAUGUCAAUUUUGUUGAUGUUGGUUUCUUAAAGCAUAAAAAUUUUGAUGAUAGUGGUUCUAGUAGUUCUACAGAGGUUGUUAGUAUGAUUUGGUCAAAAAUUCUUUCUACUCAUCGAAAUAUUUAUGAGAAUUCUAAGGAUUCUAAAGAUAUUUCUAAGGUUGAGGAAUCAUCAUCUGCAGUUUUGACUGAUGGUGUAUUAUUGUCUGAUAGUAAUUCUUCUAAACGUGUUAGAGUCGAAAAUGAUAAUGAAUCUAUCGAAUCUACUAAUGUUUUAGAUUCUUCUGAUGUUGUCGAUAAUUUUGGUGAGGGUCAGGCUAAUGAGGUUGAAGGUGCAUUAAAAUGUGUGGAUAGUGCGAGAAAUGCUAGUUGUGGUG